This is a messenger RNA of Polypterus senegalus (gray bichir), 2019 nucleotides long. It is a transcript of the gene colgalt1a, whose product is annotated as collagen beta(1-O)galactosyltransferase 1a. The record is from RefSeq and is a predicted model, not a curated record. Bases 138 to 1976 code for a protein of 612 amino acids. The transcript has 12 exons. Gene Ontology annotation, molecular function: procollagen galactosyltransferase activity. Lineage: Eukaryota; Metazoa; Chordata; Cladistia; Polypteriformes; Polypteridae.
ACGCACGCACGCACGCAGGCUCGCUCGCGCGCGCGCGCGCCAGAGUGCACUGGGCAGCUCGCAGCCAGUCGGCGUUUCCGCCAGAGGACGGCGGCUGUCGUUAGGACUUGGACAAGCGAUCCCUCCCCUGCUUCUCCAUGGCGCCCCUCGAGCGGCUCGUUCUCGUACUUUCGCCGCUGCUUCUGCUUGUUCUCUACGCCCCGCCAUCCCGCUGCUACUUCCCAGAAGAGCGCUGGAGCCCCGAGUCGCCUCUGCUCGCUCCGCGGGUCGUCCUCGCCCUCAUCUGCCGCAACUCGGCUCACUCGCUGCCCCACGUCCUGGGCGCCCUCGACCGGCUCGACUACCCCAAGGAGCGCACCGCCCUGUGGGUGGCCACCGACCACAAUGUGGACAACACCACCGCCGUGCUGCGCGAGUGGCUCAUCAACGUGCAGAAGUUCUACCAUUACGUGGAGUGGAGGCCUCAGGAGGAGCCGAGAGGAUUCGAUGAUGAGGUGGGCCCCAAGCACUGGACCGCCGAGCGCUAUGAGCAUGUGAUGAAGCUGCGCCAGGCCGCCUUGACUGCUGCCAGGGAGAUGUGGGCAGACUACAUUCUGUACAUGGACUGUGACAACCUGCUGACGGACCCCGAGGUCCUGUGGAAGCUCAUGGCCGAGGACAAGACCAUCGUGGCCCCCAUGCUGGAGUCUCGAGCUGCCUAUUCCAAUUUUUGGUGUGGCAUGACCGCUCAGGGUUAUUACAAACGAACGCCAGCCUACAUGCCAAUGAGAAAGCACGAACGGCAGGGUUGCUUUGCAGUUCCCAUGGUGCACUCCACCUUCCUGAUCGACCUGAGAAAGGAGGCGUCCCAGGAUCUCGCCUUCUACCCGCCUCACCCAGACUACACCUGGUCCUUUGAUGACAUCAUCGUCUUCGCCUUCUCUGCCCGCAUGGCUGAUGUGCAGAUGUUCCUGUGUAACAAGGAGACCUACGGCUUCUUCCCGGUGCCCUUGCGCGCUCACAGCAGUCUGCUGGACGAGACCGAAAGCUUCCUGCACACGGUGCUCGAGGUCAUGGUGAAUCAGCCGCCUGCGGAGCCCUCCAGCUUUCUCUCGGUUGCCCAGAAGCAUCCCGAUAAGAUGGCCUUCGAUGAGGUGUUCAUGAUUAACCUGAAGCGGCGCACGGACCGCCGGGAGCGAAUGCUACGCACGCUCUACGAACAGGAGAUCGCUUGCAAAGUUGUGGACGCCGUGGACGGGAGGGCUCUGAAUGUCAGUCAGAUUGACGCCAUGGGUAUUCACAUGCUGCCCGGCUACCAGGACCCCUACCACGGGCGCCCACUGACCAGGGGAGAGCUGGGCUGCUUCCUGUCCCACUACAACAUCUGGAAGGAGGUUGUGGACAGGGGCCUGGAGACGUCCUUGGUGUUCGAGGACGACCUGCGCUUUGAGGUCUUCUUCAAGAGGCGCCUGCAGAACCUCAUGUACGAGGUGCAGACCGAGGGGCUCGACUGGGACCUCAUAUACAUCGGCCGCAAGAGGAUGCAAGUGGACCACCCAGAGAAGGCGGUGCCCAACGUCCAUAACCUGGUGGAGGCUGACUACUCGUACUGGACCUUGGCAUAUGCCAUCUCCUUGCAGGGGGCACAGAAGCUGCUGAAGGCGGAGCCUCUUGGUAAAAUCCUGCCCGUUGAUGAGUUCCUGCCAGUGAUGUACAACAAGCACCCGGUGUCCGACUACAUGGAGCACUUUGAGACGCGGGACCUGCUGGCGUUUUCGGCCGAGCCCCUCCUGGUCUACCCGACGCACUACACGGGCGACAGCGGCUACAUCAGCGACACGGAGACCUCCACCGUCUGGGACAACGAGGGGCUGAAGACGGACUGGGACCGCACCAAGUCGCGCAAGACUCAGGAGCAGGCGGAGCUGAGCAGCGAGGCGCAGAAUUCGGACGUCCUGCAGUCGCCACUGGACAGCACGGCGCGUGACGAGUUGUGACCCGGGGUGGGCUGGACGGCACGUGGACACCCGCUGCCGCUCG